Messenger RNA from Lingula anatina, 1120 nucleotides. RefSeq names its product baculoviral IAP repeat-containing protein 7-A. Gene Ontology annotation, cellular component: nucleus; cytoplasm. Gene Ontology annotation, molecular function: ubiquitin protein ligase activity; cysteine-type endopeptidase inhibitor activity involved in apoptotic process. The record is from RefSeq and is a predicted model, not a curated record. Lineage: Eukaryota; Metazoa; Brachiopoda; Lingulata; Lingulida; Lingulidae. Gene Ontology annotation, biological process: positive regulation of protein ubiquitination; negative regulation of apoptotic process; regulation of cell cycle.
CAUGUGUCUUAUUUUUACCCUGCCACUGUGCUUCCGAAUCGUGCUCAUGACGUCAAUAAUAUUGUCUCUGAUGUCACCAGUCAACGUUAAGGGUAAUAUACAAGAGACAAUGCCCUCCAGGAAAUUGAAAACUGGAACCGAAGAGAGAACCUGUCUUUGUUGCCCAUUUAUAAUAUGGGUUGAAAUUCCCGGCUACUUCCCGACUUCAACACGCACCAACUUGCUAAACAUCGCUCAGCGCACUCACGGAAAAGAAAUUGAAUUGGAGAACAAAGGGUAUUCAGACGGCCGCGGGUUCCUAAGAACAAGAGAACACACUCUGGAGUUGGCGAUAAGACUAAUGUUGUCUUUAACAUGUUUCAGAAGUUUGAGCAUGCUGGUAGUAACACUCAUAAUAUGUAAAGCAACCCACGCGUAUUAUCUGUACAAAAGGUGGAUGAGCAUACAGAAAGUUACCAGAUUAUUUUUCAAAAACCUGCAAAUCAACGGCGGCCACGAAACACCAGAAUACCGAUUUACAUCAAAGGAAACUGAACAAAUUCCUGUAACUCCCACGAAGCCGAAACUCUUACCGAGACAUUUCUUUGAACUACGAGAGAGAUUCACAUUCUUCUCGAUUAAACAAGUGCUGCCAGGAUACGAGCUAGGUCGUCAUCAUACCGCCAAGGGCGAAUCAUCCGAUGGUCAGAAAGGGGAAUACCGUUUCGAAGCCAAUCGCAUCAACAGCUUUAGGAAUUGGCCUCCAGCAUCUCCAGCCUCGUCGCUCAAACUUGCGCGAGCUGGUUUAUAUUAUUCUGGAAAGGGUGAUGAAGUAGUCUGCUUCAGUUGCGGAGGACAUUUAAAACAGUGGCAAAAAGGCAACGAUCCACAGGACAAACAUCGCCGAAGCUUCCCAAGUUGCCGUCAAGCCAAUGGCGAUGAUCCCAGGAAUGUGCCGCUGUAUGAAAGGAGCUUCGACGAAACUUUGGCAGACGGUAUGACGGAUCUAUUUCCAAAUCUCGCACGGGAGCAGAGGUCACGCGAGAGUACCGGCAGCAGCUCAUCCUCGUAUUACGGAAGGUUGGCAUCUGCUUUGGAAGCCUCUGAGUUUGGUUCGCAAGUACGUACCAAGUAUGAUUAA